CGCUCGUCUUUUUUUUUCUUCGCUAGUUUCUGCGCUUCCAUUUUUAGACCUAUUUUUUUUUUUCUUUCUCUCGAGUGGGGUGAUGGAUUCUCGCAGUGCGACAACGAGCGACGAAGGAGGGUCGGAUCGAGUUACCAGGCUUGGACCGUCUUCAGGAAACCGUGGUCAUCUUCCACCACCGCUUAUGCAGCCCAGCAUUAGUACCAAUACCCUCAAAUUCCGAAAUAACUACGACGCGCUGCUCAAAGAAGUACUGGAAGAAAGCUCGGAAGACGAAGAAGAACUGCUCAACCAUAUCGACAUUGACCUUAAUGCCGCCACCGCCGAACUUCCCGAUGAAUUGCGAGCAGCACUCGAAGAUCGCUCACUCGCCGAUAAAUAUUUAGCCAAUUUAAAGACAUUCAUGAGUCAUCGACGUACUCAAUCCUUUGGAUCCAUCGCAAGCGGGAAAGGCGACUAUUCAACUCCAAGCACCCCGCUUCAAUCGUCUUUUGCUCAGCCUUUGAAUUCGAAACCCUUGUUUCGAAUGCAACAGGAUCCAUUGUCCAAAGUGUUGGAUGCCAUACCUUACCAAACUCGUCUGGUGAAUGGCGUUCAGUCACUGACCGUGCUCGAACAGAAAUUCUAUGCAUUGCGUAUCCCUGAGCUUGAUUUGCCGACGGUAUCCGACAUCAUUAUCCGGUCCCGCCUGGAUGAUCUGUAUAAAAUUCAGGAUGAUCUUUACAUCCACUUGCACGGCGGUCCAUUAUUUAAAACUACCUUUGGUAAAUACAAUAUCGGAGAAAAGAAAAGAGCAAAGGUGCUUCAUCUCUUGGAUGAGAUCUCCAAAGAAAUUGGGUUGUAUGAAGAAUUCAUCAAGCGUGCCAAUUACCUUAGUCUCGACAAUAUAUUAAAUGAGUCGGAUACCUCCAGCAUUGACGAGUAUCAAGAAUCCGAAGCCUUUGAAACAGAUUCUAGCAUGCUCCACUUUGAAUCCUCAUCCGAUAUUUUACGAAUGACACCAGCCACGUCGCCUUCACCUGCUACCUACGCUUCCAUAUCACCCAAUACCUCGUUUCAUUCCUAUCAUCCUGUUUCUUCUCCCAAUCUUCUUCGUCGGGCCACGUCCACUUUAUCCGAUCAACGAUCCAUUGCUACCCCCAUGGUACGACGUUUGGAUUCCUCCGUCACCGGAUCGUCUGAAUCGCCUCAGUCUUCCGAUUAUCUUUACAAUGCGUCCAUCCAAUCCCCUUCUCUUUCUCAAUUGGUUGGUGAGGAUUCGGCUUUGGAAGCCAAGGAAGGAUUGGAACCUUGGGAAGCGUUCAAAUGGACCCCCUUGGUGAAAAUAUCGGAUCAUCUCUACUCGGAUGCCACGCGAAUGAACAGCGGACUGGUGUCCGUGUUGGCAGUCAGUGGUGUUAUUGCUGUAGGAACCAUACGUGGGUUGGUGUUUGUGUAUGAUUACUCUCAAAAUCUUAAAUGCGUGUUGGGGGAUCAUACCCGUGCGGCUACGGUGGGAUCCGUCACAGCGUUAGCCAUUUCGGCCGAUCAUACCAGUAUUGCUUGCGGUCACAGCCGUGGUUACAUUGUGGUGUGGGAUAUCAGAAAACCUGGUCACCCUAUUCGGACCAUUGAACCCAUCCAGGCGAACCAGGCCACGAGUGCCACUUCAUCCGCCACGACACCCUCGCCUUCCAGCUCACGCAAAGAAGGCCACGUUGCAGGCGCGGCAAUUCUGCAUAUUGGAUUCAUUGGCGUGAAAAAAUCAGACAUCGUGUCAGCAGACGAUCACGGUAUGGCGUUUUACCACGUCUUGUACAAAGUGGUCAUGGUCAAUGCAGUGGAUACCACGCGAAUUCUGGGUCGGUACCAAAACCUGACCUUCAAUCCAGACACGGGUCUCGGUAGUCCCACUUUGCAUCCACCACCUACGCUGACACCUGGGAUGGAAGACACUCCGAAACCACGAAAACCCAGCACUGUAUUUGCUAUGCAGCCCUUGCCGCUUGGACAAGUGCCUCAUCCAGCAGAGAAUUUUGGCAUCGUCGCCCUUUUGACCCCAUACAAGAUGAUCAUCGUCGGCUUAAAACCUACACCGCAAACACAAUACAAGCAUUUAAAACCCAAAGCUGCGAUGGCCGAUCAUAAAGGAAUUGAAGUUGUUGACACCCCUCCGGACACCGAUCCCGAUACCAAUCUGACCAAAGAAAGUUUGGCAGGCUGCUUGGCCUGGCUUCCCGUCACAAAGACAGGCAAUGCACAAGAUGCAAAAGACAAAAAAUCAAGGACGGUGAUACCUUCGGGGGAUCCGAUGCUUGCAUUUUCUUGGGGAAAUCAUCUAUUUAUCCUGCGUAUUGGUGUGGAUCUGCAGGAACCGGCCACGGGACGAAGCGGCCGCCCCUCGACCGCCAAACCCUUGGGUAAAUCCAAAAAACGCACCAAAUUACAAUUUACCAAAGUCGGCGAAUGGAAAUGUCGCGACUCGAUUGUAGGACUCCAAUGGGUCAAUCGACAGAUUUUGGUCCUCUUUACGCCCAAUGAAGAAAUGAUUCUUUUUGAUCCCAAAAAUAUGGUGGAAACGGAACGAGCCAGUAUCAGGAACAAGCAGCUGGUGUAUCAUGACUGGUUCACAUCGUCUCUGAAAAACAUGGCUGAGGAAACAGUCGCUUCAACACACACGCCUGGCAUCGAUAUCACCGUCACUCCCAGCAUCUCCAAAUCCAUUGAAAUGGCGUAUUAUCAUUCUUUGAGAGGAUACAAGGGGAAACUGUUUUUGCUGGGCCUCAAUCAACUGUAUAUGGGCACAUUAUUAUCGUGGGCCGAUCGCAUCCUUGCCCUUGUCCGUGCAGGAGACUUUUUGGAAGGCAUUCAGCUGGCGACCCUGUUUUAUAAUGGAAAAUGCAUCCAGACCGUGGUGGGACUUCCUGAAGAUGAACAAGCACGCAAGAAAAUGGUGGGUGAAAAGCUGAUUGAGCUCCUCGAAGCCUCGUUGAAUUACGCCUUUUCUUCCAAAAGAACCUAUGACGGUAUGGUCGAUGAUUUGACCGGCGGCGGCAAUGUGCUGUACAAUGAUCUUGCCACGGGAUGUAUCGAUGCGUGCCUGAGCAUGAAUCGACUCGACUUUUUAUUCGAUGUGAUCUAUGAACGAUUUGCGGAAUCGCGGGUGCGAGGUCUGUUUUUGGAAGUGCUUGAACCGUACAUCAUUCAGGAUCGCGUGCCGGAUAUCCCGCCGGCUGUCAUGAAGAACCUCGUGGAUCAUUUCAGUGAAAAGAAGCUCCUCACGGGGCUGGAACAAGUGAUUUGGCACGUCAAUCCUCAGUGUUUGGAUAUCGAUCAAAUCGUGAGCAUGUGUCACCGCGAAGGACUGUUUGAAGCCAUGAUGUACGUGUGGAAUCGAAGUAUGGAUGAUUACGUGAGCCCUGUCGUCGAAAUGUUAAAGGUGAUACGUACCGUGUUGAAAACCGAGAGUACAGCUCCCGCGGAACCGUCGGCGGGCCCUGUUCCCAUGUCACGUCAUGCCAGCUUUCAAGCGAGCCAGGAGGAAGAAUUCGAUCUGCGGAAACAGGCCGAGAAGUUGUUUGAUUAUCUGAAACUGAUCUUGACCGGACGCACGUUUCCCGACGGGUUGGCUAUGUCUUCGUCGCGGGCCAAUGAAGCACGCAGCGCGGUGUACUCGUUCAUCUUUUCCGGCCGAUGUGUGGUGUGGCCGCGGACUGGAGGCAAACUAGUCCUGACCGCGGAUGAUACCGAAGAAAUCUCCGAACCCACGUACCCGUACCUGCGACUUUUGCUUCGUUUCAAUACGAAAAAGACUCUCCGAGCUUUGGAAACCGCAUUUGCCGAUCCGUGGUUGAAUGGCGGCGAAGAUUUCCUUACGUCCACGUUUGAAGACGAAGUCCCGGGCAAAGUGAUUUCGCGUCAAAUCAUUGUCAACACCUUGCUAGAUAUCAUGGGAGGCGGGAUGACCGGCAACGAACUCACACUGCCGCCUCCACGACCGAAACAAUCCAUUUCAGCGUCCACGGUGGUUUCCAUCAAUCCUUCGACAACCACCGCACCCUCACCGCCAACAAAACAAGGGACGUACGAUGUCGCUUCCAACGAAAAUUUAGUCCAACUGUACAUGUUCAUCGCGUCCAAUUUGCACAAAUACACGACGUUUAUCCUGUUACCACCAACGACGUUGCACAAGAUUCUCGUUCGACUCGCCGACGAUCAUACUGCCGAGACCCGGGAAGAACGUCAAGCGGCGGUGCGACAUUUAUUGACGGUGUAUAUCCCGACGGAUGAGGAACACAUGAUUUUGCUGUAUGAAGAAGCCGGGUUUUGGAAAGUCUUGGAAGACGUGUACCGGCACGAUCGCAAAUACGGCAAACUGGUAGAAACGUAUCUCAAAGACGACGAACGACGCGACAUGGUUUUUGACUGCGUCUACCAUCUUUUGGAGGAACGGUCCGGUUUGACGGAAAAGCAACGCAACGAAGUGAAACGGGUGUUCAUGAUUCGCAUUGCUCAGUUUGUGGAAAUUGAUGGGCAACGUACCGCGCAUGUGGUCGAUUCAUUGUUUGGCGGUGAUCAUGAUGAUGUCAUUAAAAGAUUGGAAGAGGAGCAAGAAUUUGACGACGACGAUGAACCUCAAUCUACCGCUGACAAGAGACUGUUUUCAUACUUGCGCGGUUUGUUGGAACCCGGAGGGAAAGAGAGCGAAGAGGAAGCGAGGGUAAUUGAACGUCCUGAUCAAGCGUCUCGCGUCAUUGUCCCGCCGUCGGUGUCAAGUGCCUCGAUUCACGAACGUUAUAUUGAACUGAUGUGCCGUUUCGAUCCCUCGGGCGUGUACGAUUACAUCAGCACCAAAUUGACGGCGUCCAUUGAUUUGGAGAAAAUAUUGGAAAGUUGCGAAACUUACGGCGUGAUUGAUGCGGCGGUAUGGAUCAUGGAAAAGAAGGGCGAUACGCAAGGCGCUCUGGACAAAAUGCUGGAAGUGGCGCGUGAAAAUGUAUCGUUCAUUCUUCAAAUCCUGCAACGACAUAAACAAGUAUUAAGCGAACGAGAAUCGACCGCAUCGGCAUCGGCCGUCUGUACAUUUGAAGAACAAACCAUUAUCAGCAGCUGUCUCAUUGGCCUCAAAGGCGUGCUUCGCGUCGGCACACGACUAUGUGAGAACAGCAGUCGACCGGUGGCGAUGAUCGGAUCACCGGGAGAAGAGGAAGAGGCGGAAGAAGAAGAAAAAGCCGCUGUUUCUAUCGAUACAUCCUCCUCUUCCGGAUUUGUCAAAGACACCGGAGAGGAUACGGCCGAAAACACCGUUCCCGCUGACGAUGCAACACCUCAAAAAGUCACGAAAUACGGCAAUGAGGAAGUGGAAUCACUGUGGUUCAGGUUGUUGGACGCUUACGUGGAAUCUUCCAUUGAAGUGUACAAUGUGUUGAAUGUACUUCGGGGUCAAGACAAGACCGAUUGCACGCCUGCCGGAUUGUACCAACACAUUGUUACCUCUUUUAAAUCGUUUAUUCAGUCGAUUUUUACUUCGCUUCUCCUCUCGACGUCGCCGCAGAUUUCGUUGCCACAUCUGCUCCUACGACUGGUUCAUUCGCAAACCCGCGGUGAGACCACAUUUGCCGAUUUCCGGCAUUUCUUUCUAACGAUGCUGGAUACGUAUAAAUAUGAAGGGAAGUUGCUGGAGAUGACGAACCGGUUGUUUGAACGCGACCUCUAUGGUGGUGUACAAGAAAUGGUACGGAAGAAAGGGCGUGGUUGGGGCCCAACACGAGCGGUGUGCCCUAUCUGUGGGGCCAGCAUUUUGGAUAUCUCUCUGCUCCAACCUCCUUUAGCGUGGAAUUUGGAUGCCGAAGACGAGGCGACAGAAGAUGUGCAAGACACGGCAGAGAAAGAUAUCGCCAUCUUCCACUGCGGCCACGCUUUCCAUCAACACUGUUUACAGCUGCAACUUGGCGAGUCGCAAAAUGUAUGUGUGAUUUGCCACCAUGGAUCAUCCAAAACGUCCCGAACCAAACUUCGAUCGACGACGAACAAGGGCAAAGAUUCUGCCCCAUGAUAAAUAUAUUUUAUAUAUACCCAUCUUUUGAUCCCUACCAUUGUUAUUUAUUACCAUAUAAAAGAAAAAAAAAAGA
Radiomyces spectabilis is the source of this 6110-nucleotide messenger RNA. Its product is annotated as Golgi CORVET complex core vacuolar protein 8-domain-containing protein. The transcript is spliced from 10 exons. Gene Ontology annotation, biological process: protein targeting to vacuole; endosomal vesicle fusion. The record is from RefSeq and is a predicted model, not a curated record. Lineage: Eukaryota; Fungi; Mucoromycota; Mucoromycetes; Mucorales; Radiomycetaceae. Gene Ontology annotation, molecular function: protein binding. Gene Ontology annotation, cellular component: HOPS complex; late endosome. The coding region runs from base 83 to 6034 and encodes 1983 amino acids.